Nymphaea colorata (pocket water lily) is the source of this 2317-nucleotide messenger RNA. RefSeq names its product amidophosphoribosyltransferase, chloroplastic-like. Gene Ontology annotation, cellular component: cytoplasm. Lineage: Eukaryota; Viridiplantae; Streptophyta; Magnoliopsida; Nymphaeales; Nymphaeaceae. Bases 205 to 1962 code for a protein of 585 amino acids. The record is from RefSeq and is a predicted model, not a curated record. Gene Ontology annotation, biological process: purine nucleotide biosynthetic process; purine nucleobase biosynthetic process. Gene Ontology annotation, molecular function: amidophosphoribosyltransferase activity. The transcript is spliced from 2 exons.
AAUCGUACUUUUCUUGAAAAGGUAACUGGAAUGAAGUUGAGAAAUGCGGGUCCGUCCAUCUCGAGAUGGACGGUUCCUUGUAUGAGUAUAUAAGUUUCGUCCGUUUUUUAAGAAAACCUUGAAAAAAGAGGGAAAAAGAGGAAAAAUUCAUCAUCGUCAUCGUCGUCGUCGCCGUCGCCGCCUUCCUGUGUCUCCUCUGCAACAAUGGCAAAUUUCUCGCUGGAAACCCUAACAUUAAUACCCCGCCCGCAGUCUUUUCAGAAAGCCCCGGUGUGUUCUUCUCCCUCCUGCCGCCCUCUUCGGUCGUCGUUCUCCCUCCUGCAAAGGCCGUGCGGCGUUUCCCCCUCCCAAAGCCCUAAACCCUCCUCCUUCUGCGCCUUGUCGUGCAAAUCCCUGACACCGUGGUCGCCUGACUCCCGAGAUGAAGUCGGUUACUUCGGGGCAGCUCAGGUGGAAGCCGGCGAUGAUCGCCCUCAUGACGAGUGUGGCAUCGUGGGGAUCUACGGCGACCCUGAGGCAGCGCGGCUUUGCUAUCUCGCCCUCCACUCGUUGCAACACCGCGGCCAGGAGGGCGCGGGCAUCGUCUCCAUGCCGUCAUCCCCCACCGCCGGCGGCCGGCGGGCCGCGCCUAUCUCGAUCACGGGGCUCGGCCUCGUCACUGAUGUCUUCAACGACGAGAGCCUCCGGCAGCUUGUGGGCAACUCGGCGAUUGGCCACGUGCGGUACUCGACGGCUGGUUCGUCGAAGCUGAAGAACGUGCAGCCCUUCGUCUACGGCUACUACUUCGGCUCCGUUGGCGUCGCACAUAACGGAAACCUCGUGAACUACCCUGCCCUCCGCUCCGCCCUCGAGCGGCGGGGCUCCAUCUUCAAUACCUCGUCCGAUACCGAGGUGAUUCUCCACCUGAUCGCUAUCUCGAAGGCGCGGCCUUUCGUCGCCCGUAUCGUCAACGCCUGCGAACAGCUGGAGGGCGCCUAUUCGCUCGUCUUCCUUACAGAGGACAAGCUCGUGGCGGUCCGGGAUCCUCACGGAUUCCGGCCCCUCGUCAUGGGCCGCCGGAGCAACGGAGCGGUCGUCUUCGCCUCUGAGACUUGCGCUCUGGACCUCAUCGAAGCGACAUACGAGCGCGAAGUGAAUCCAGGCGAGGUCGUCGUCGUCGAGCGCGACCUCGACGCCGAUGGCAGCGAAUUCUCUAUCACCUCCCUCUGUCUCCUUCCCCACAUGGAGAGGAAAGCUUGCGUCUUUGAGCUCAUAUACUUCUCCCUGCCGAAUUCCGUUGUCUUUGGGCGCUCAGUCUAUAAUUCCAGGUACCAUUUCGGGCAGGCACUCGCCAUGGAGGAUCCCGUCGAGUGUGACGUCGUCAUCGCCGUGCCUGAUUCCGGGGUAGUGGCGGCUCUUGGAUACGCCGCGAAGGCAGGGGUGCCGUUCCAGCAAGGCUUGAUCAGGUCGCACUACGUGGGGAGGACGUUCAUCGAGCCGUCACAGAAGAUUAGGGAUUUUGGCGUCAAGCUGAAGCUUGCCCCCGUCCGGCCGGUGCUCGAAGGGAAGAGGGUGGUGGUCGUCGACGAUUCCAUCGUUAGGGGGACGACAUCUACGAAGAUCGUUAGGCUUCUCAAGGAGGCGGGCGCGAAGGAGGUGCACAUGAGGAUCGCCAGCCCGCCCAUCAUCGGGUCUUGUUAUUAUGGUGUCGACACGCCGGAGUCAGAGGAGUUGAUCUCUAACAGGAUGAGCGUCGAGAAGGUGAGGGAGUUCAUAGGAGCAGACACGCUUGCGUAUCUCAAGCUGGAGAAUUUGAGGAAAUUGCUUGGGGAGGAGAGCUCGGGGUUCUGCUACGCUUGUUUCUCUUUGAAUUAUCCUGUUGAUCCCUAUAAAGGUCAGCAGAAGCAGGAGGAUGACGGCCAGGUGGAAGACUUGAAUUCCUAUGGUGGUGAUAGUUUGCGUAAAGUAGCGGCAAAUUAUUGAUGAUGGUGAAAAUUCGGUUUCAAUUGGAAUUCGGCAGUGCUUGCUCUCAUCGCCAGAAGCUAGCUUGUUGACAUUGUAUAAAUGGGAGAGGUGGUAGUCUGUAUUGGGCCUUCCUGUCGAAGCGCAGCCCGAGAGCUGGUAUUUUCUGGUCUCUUUUGUCUGUAUAAGGACAUUCUCAAAAAUUUAACAAGUUCUUUCUUAUUGAUAAUCUACCAGAUGUUCAUCUCUGCUUUUGGCCUCUUCCCAGAGAAGUUGAGAUGUUGAAAAUGGUUUCAGAUAGAUAUUAGUAAUAGGGUUGCAAACAAUGGUAGUUGUAAAAGGACCUUCAAUACAUUUGGCAGAAUAACUUCUGACU